CAUGUAAAAUUAUUUGGGUGGAGUUGUUUCUUUUCAGUCGCUGUUCAAGUGAACUGCAUGGUAAAAACAUAGAACUAUAAUAGGAAAUUUACUAGACUUCUUAAUUUAAGUUCCGUAGAAUCUCAACUCAAUAACCAGCGUGAAAAGGAAGGGCAUCCAGUUCCAUAUAUGUGUUGUGUAAAACCUCUUCACGAGCCUUACUGGAUGCUAUCGAUCGAACAUUUCUGUUAACGAUGGAUCGGUAGCCUUGGGGAUGGACAAUUCUCCUUUGAAUCAGGCCCAUCGAGAGCAGCGACGGGCAGAGUCUUUUCAACGUGGGGGAAGACUAGAAGAAGCUGCUGAGUGUCAUGGCAGAGCUGCUGAGCUGUUGAAAGCAGCAUUAACCCUAACCAAAAACAAUCUUGCCCUCCAAAGCAUUACUCUGCAGUAUGAUCACCACCUGCGACAGCAUCAGCUUCUCAGCAAACAGCUGGAGAAGUACGUGAAAGCAAUGGAGAACCAGCGUGUGAAGAUUGGGAGUGUGAGUGGAAGCAGUGGUUCAGGAUCAGGCUCAGGUUCAGGACUAGGUUCAGGCUCUGGGAGUCGUGAACUACCCAGCUCUCUUGUGUCUAAUUUUGGCAAGAGGGCUCAUACAAUAUCAAUGGAAAUGGCAAAGUAUUCAGAAAAGUUUGAUUCUAUACUUUACCAAUUAACUGUGGAAGGAAAUGAAAUCAAGAGCCAACAGGGACGGACAAACUUUUCACAUGAAUCUCAAGAGAUGGCUGCUCCCUUUGAGAAAUUAGCAACGUCAGCAGCAGUAGGUGGAGCCAAAGAGUUGGCAGCAGUGGUGGAGGAGUUGCGUUCACUGCAUGACCACCAGACUGAUCUUGUAACGCAACUCUUAAGUGAACUCUCCUCUGCUGAAAAAGAAAAUUCACUUCUGAAGGCUCAGGUACGGGAGUUGCAGGCUCGGUGUGAAGGCUAUGAAAGUGAACGGAGGAGACUGCGGGCCAUGGCAGACUCCAGUUGCUCACCUUUUGUGUUCUCACCACUGAGUGAGUUCUCUCCAGACCCUCCAAAUGUGCCUGAUCUGGCUCCUUUGGAGAUGCCUCCAUUGGACUUCUUAGACAACCAUGAGGCAGACUCUUAGUAGGAGUUAAAUCAUUGACACAGUAGAGUGCAAGAUUCUGGGAAUGUACCAUAUAUCUUGUAUUCAAUCCAGUUUUGUGUUUCAUUGCAGGAAAACCAUCUGCUAUUCAUCAUCUAUACAUACAACCAUUGUAUGAUGGUUUUGCAUUGAUAUAACCCAAAUUACCAGAAUUUUCCUAAGUAAUUCAGUCAGUUAAUAUAUGUAUCUCCUCUUGUUAGUAUUAUUAUUUUACAUACAACUGACUUUACUCAUUAUUGAAAAAACUUCUUCCAGUCUCUUUCAAGAGUAAAACGAGAUAAAAAGUAUCCUUGAAUUAUAUGUUUGUAUUUAAUGCCAUUGCUUUUGCAUCAAUGUCAGUAAAAGGGAGCAGAAGAAUCUUGGAUAUACAAUAUAUUUUCUUAUUAUUGUUCAUUAGUCAUUUCUUGAUGUUCUCUGUCUGUGUGUUUGUCCAUUUCUCUCUCUCUCUCUCUCUCUCUCUCUCUCUCUCUCUCUCUCUCUCUCUCUCUCUCUCUCUCUCUCUCUCUCUCUCUCUCUCUCUCUCUCUCUCUCUCUCUCUCUCUCUCUCUCUCUCUCUCUCUCUCUUUCUCAGAACUGGGAACAGAAUUAUUAUUAAUAAAGUUUUUAUAUCAUGCAAAACAAGGUUUGCAUUAUUAUAAGUCUGCAUUCAUGUGUAUGCAGUUUGACAUUCUAAGGAUAUAAUCCAUAUUUCCCUGUACACUAUAAGUCAUGUGUUGCAAGGAUUACUCAAAUACCAUAAAGUUGGGAAGGCUAUACAUGCUGUAAAUCAGUCAUGGACUUGUGUUGCCUAGGUCAUGAGCAAAUGGUAUGCAUAUAUAUUCUUUUCUACAUAGUGUGCACCAGGCCAGCCCAGUUCAUUAAUAGCUCAUUCUUCCUGUAUAGCCCAGGUGUGCAACUUGCAUAUAGUAUGUGCACUUAGAAUUAAGUAUCUUUGAAAUAAGUAUAAAUUUAAAUAAAGAAAAAAAAAAAAGGAAAGGAAAUGGCAUCUGCAAACUUUUGAUUUUAUUUUGGGUUUUAGCUGCAAGCUUGAGUUUACUUCAUUUUGGAUAUUAGUUCCUGUGUACAAAAUAAUUCCUUGUGUGUUAGUUUAUAAUGGUCACAUCUCAGAAACUCCUUUUUUUUUUUCUGUGAAUAACUUGGAAAUUUGCUUCCUUCCUUUUUAUGCUUACAAUACAAACCAUUGAUGUGUGUUUGACAAAGGAGUGAUGGAGACAGCACACUUGACUCUCACUGCCAUCUGAAGUGACUAUAGGUAUUAUAUAAUUUUCCCAUUGAACUCCAGUCAGUUAUUUUCUAAUUAAAUGGUUGCACUUGCCCAAUAAAAAAAAGUUACGUAAUUCAUCAUUGUCAUUUUAAUAAGUGACAAAAUUAUUUUUUUAGGUUGUGACAGUUUUAGUCUACUGUUUCUUAAGGUAUCUUGUUAUUAAAACUAAGAAUUUGUUUUAAUUAGGGAAAAGAAGAACUUGAAUAAUUUGGCAUCAUCCAAAAGUAACAAAUAUAUGAAAAUAUCCAGAAAUAUCUUUAAAAAAGCUGAUAAUACAAAAUUAUCUGCAUUCUGCAUAAUAUUUUAGUGCUAAAUUGCAUUUCAUAUCUGGAAAUUCUUUAAAACUUGCCCAUGCAGUAUCAUCUGCUAUUUAUUUUUCUAUUUGUAUGUUUACAGGAUUAAUAUAGUGCAAUAUUGGUGUCAGUUUUGAAUAUCUACAAUUGCAAACCAUGGAAUGUUCUAGGAACUUAUAUCUACAUAUUGAAAAUGUUGUCACAAUGUAUUCAGUAUUCAAUUCUAUAUUGAAUAUUAGAGAAGCAUACAAGUAGUUAGCAGUUCUUGGUAACUUACAAGAUUUGUUUGUUAGUUGAAUUCAAGUCUUUUUGACUAAAUUCACACAAGUUUCUAUGAAGCAGUGAAAUGCACAAAAUUAAUUUUUGUCAGCUUUAUGGGAUAGAAAUUUAUCUGCUGGCACAGGUAGCAAUAUUUCUACUAGUUCACUGUAGUGUGCAGAUAAAACUAAGCUUUUCUUAUAUAUUUAUAUCUUUCUGACAAUUGUCUUAAUUUUUCCAACACUUACAUACUGUGACAAAUUUCAGGUGAAUUAAGAUAUUAAUUUUGAGCUUUGUUUCAGUAUAAAGUGCUUGAGAUACAUCUUAUAAUAUAGUUUCAAAUACAAUGAGCACUGCCAAAAGUUACCUUAUUGUAGCAGUGAGCAAUGUUUGUGCCACCUACUUUCUGAGUUUUCUGUAUCAGAAGGUAUACUGACCUCACUGUUUUGCGUGUUUGCAUCUUUAAAUUGUUUUUCUCAAGUGUGACUGCAUGUUGCCACAGUUUCAAUAGGUAGUGUACCCAGCCAUUUUGGUAUUUUCUAUUCCUCAUCCCAUUUGAAUCUUAUGUUUACUUGAAUAUUUUUUAAAGCCUUUAGCUCAUGAAGGAGACAUCUGGACAUGAGGCUUUUUUUUUUUUUUCUUUUUUUUUUUUUUUUUUUUAAUGAGGGAAUGGUGAAUGGCAUGGAGCAUGAGCUUAACAUAAAAAAAAAAAAAAAAAACAGUUAUGAGAUCUGUGGACUAUACAAUGCAAAAGUUCUGGGUAUUUUUCCAUGUUGAACAUCUCUUAGCACCUUUUGUGCUUUUUUAUGAGAGGACACUCAAGUGGAAGACUAAAAAACUGUUUAGUGUGGAAAUUGCUUUAGAUAGUAGCAGAUGUCUUGGUUAUCACCAAUAUUCUAAUGAUAUUAAAGUAUUGCUAUCAUAAUAGUUAAUUUAGAAACCAUCUUUUUCUUACACAGCUGUAGCAUUGAUACCAUAAUAGCUUGUUGCUGUAAUCCUAUUUUCUGGUUCUUAAUGUGGUGAUAUGCUACAUAUAUGGUUUCCUGCCACUUGCCUUCCCUUCCUAAUGUGAAAACAGAUGUAUGAUGAUCAAGUACUUAACUCAUUCUUUUUCAUAAUAAUAACAAAGAGAGAUCCCCAGAGAUUGUAGAGAUAUAUGAGUUUGAUUCAUGUUAUGAAGAGGUACAAAAAAUUGUAGCUCUGUUAAUAUAUGUUUAUGAUCAUGUUUUUUGGAUGGUAUUCCAGAACUGGCAGUAAGUGGAUGCUAUCGUAAAUAUUUUUUAUUCCACUUUUUAUCUUGAAAAUUAUUGGUAUAUAUAUAUAUAUAUAUAUAUAUAUAUAUAUAUAUAUUCAGUCCACAGAAAGACAAGUCUUUUCAGAGGUUAGCAGGGAGGUUUACCAAAGUACCAUGGAACAUUGGCUUAAGACAUCUUAGCAGGACGCUUUCAUCAUGAAGGGUGACAGAGAAAGUUGUCGCUACCUAAGCCUGGGUUUGAACCCAGGCCUUUUUAGCUGCAAGCUAACCAUACUAAUCCCUCUACCAAUAGGAUGCUCUCUUUGCUCUUCAGAUGCAAAAAGUUAAAACUGAGAGAAUGCAUUAAUGUGUGUACCUUACCUCAUUUAUUUCCUUUUAAUGGCAAUGGCAGGCUGGUACAAGUAUAUAAGACAGAUGGACAUAUACAUUAGUUAUCAAUCAUGAAUUUUACAAUGUGCAUGAUUUUAACCCUAUAUUACCUAUACACAAACUGCCAUUAAGUCAUCAGGUUCCAUAAUUUGGUCAUAAUUAUAUCACAAAAUCUAACAAAUCCAGAUAAUAAGAUAGUUACUGUUCUUUGGAGUACAAUUUGUGGAGAUUGCAGUAUUUUACAUAAAUAUUUUGUCAAUUAUUGGGCUGAAUAUGCAAACUACAGUACUGGUCAAUCUUCCUUUGUACACACUAAUUACUAAACACCAUAAUGCCUGCUAAUUUGUCCAGCACCACUCAUUAUACUUUCAUGUCUUAUCAAUUUCUUUACCAUAAGAGAUACUAUUUGCAGCUUUACUUUUCUUUUACCUAUACUCCUUUAUCCAAGUUAAUAUCAUUAUUUAUUCACCUGUUUACAAAAAAAUGUCAUGGUUGGUCAUAUGGCCUGUAGUCAUAGUAAACAUCUUAUUUUAUACCAUAACAGCACAAUAUGUAUUUUGAUUUCUAAGAAAACAUAAGCAUACAUUUUCCUCUUACUUUUGGCCCAACUGUAAUGCAUUGUUAUAAUAUAGUACAUUUCAGAAUAAUAUAGGGUGUAUCAUAGUCCUGCUCAAAUUUACUUUUCACAAGUCAAAUAUUAUUAAAACUCUGUCAUAUGGAGCAUUCUCUUACCCUUAUCGCUGUUCCUCAGUAAUGUAAUGUGUUAUAAGGACAAGUAAUAUACAAACUAAUUUCUUUCUUUUGAUGUAUAUUACCUUAUUCUUUAAUUGAAAUUUAUCCCACCUGAUGGCAGCUGCUGCUUAUGUAAACUCUGAAGACAGUAUGCACUGCCACAAAGAAAUUAAUCUUUAUAAGUAUGAAUGGGGGGACCAAAAUAAUAUUUGUUUUUUAAGACAGCUUCAUACUUUACAAAUAUCUGUAUCAGAGCUAGUUUAAAGGCUACUGGAAAGUUAGGUCAGACUGUCAAAGCUGUUGCUGCUGCUGCUACAUAUUUUCAAUUUAUCAUCAUGGACUAGUAUGCAUAAAUGUAUAAAACUAUUGUUACUUUUAUACUUAAUAUGAAGAUUUGUAUCACAGCUAUGUGAAUAACAUAAAGUGUUUACAGUA
Molecule: messenger RNA, 5753 nt
Organism: Scylla paramamosain (green mud crab)
Lineage: Eukaryota; Metazoa; Arthropoda; Malacostraca; Decapoda; Portunidae
Product: nuclear receptor-binding factor 2-like
Exons: 5
Coding region: 254-1129 (291 amino acids)
Biological process (GO): autophagy
Source: RefSeq, a predicted model, not a curated record